Vicia faba (fava bean) is the source of this 1491-nucleotide messenger RNA. The record is from the annotation of a GenBank genome assembly. Lineage: Eukaryota; Viridiplantae; Streptophyta; Magnoliopsida; Fabales; Fabaceae.
AUGGCUUCCACACCGUCGCCACCAAUGUCAGUGAACCCCGGUCGCAUUCGAACCUUGAAAGAAGGUUCUGGAAAAACCGGCCCCGUCGUGUACUGGAUGUUCAGAGAUCAACGGUUGAAAGACAACUGGGCUCUCAUCCACGCCGUUCAUCAAGCCAACAAAUCCAACGUUCCAGUAGCCAUUGUUUUCAAUCUCUUCAACAGUUUUAUUGGCGCAAAGGCUCGUCAUUUAGGGUUUAUGCUCAGGGGUUUGCGCCAAUUGUGUCACCAACUUCAACACACUCUUCAAAUCCCCUUUUUCUUGUUUCAGGGUGAGGCUGAGGAAACUGUAUCGAAAUUUGUUAGAGAAUGUGGAGCGUCUCUUUUGGUGACAGAUAUGUCACCAUUAAGAGAAUUGAAGAAAUGCAAAGCUGAGAUUUGUGAGAGGGUUGGUGAUUUGGUUACUGUUCAUGAAGUUGAUGCUCACAAUAUUGUGCCUCUUUGGGUAGCUUCUGAGAAAUUGGAGUAUAGUGCUAGAACAUUAAGGGGGAAGAUAAACAAAAAGCUUCCUGAAUAUCUUGUUGAUUUUCCCAUUAUUGAACCACCAACUACGAAAUGGGUCAAUACUGAGGAUCAUACUAUAGACUGGGAUGAUAUUAUUGCUCAAGUACUAAGGAGGGGAGCCGAGGUUCCUGAAGUUAGUUGGUGUGAGCCUGGAGAAAUUGCUGCUAUGGAAGUAUUGAUGGGAAGUAAGAAUGGAUUCUUAAGUAAAAGGUUGAGAAGUUAUUCAACCGAUCGCAAUAACCCUUGUAAACCAACUGCACUUUCGGGUUUAUCUCCUUAUUUGCAUUUCGGACAGAUAUCUGCUCAAAGAUGUGCUUUAGAAGCUCGUAAAUUAAGAGCUUCACAUCCUCAGGCUGUUGAUACUUUCCUGGAGGAGUUGAUUGUCAGGAGAGAACUUGCUGAUAACUUUUGCUUCUAUCAACUUCAUUAUGAUUCACUAAAAGGAGCCUGGGAGUGGGCUCGUAAAACCUUACUCGAUCAUGCCUCGGAUAAGAGAGAACAUGUUUACACGAGGGAGCAGUUGGAGAAAGCUAAGACUGCUGAUCCUCUCUGGAAUGCUUCCCAACUGGAGAUGGUUCACUAUGGGAAAAUGCAUGGUUUUAUGAGAAUGUAUUGGGCAAAGAAGAUUCUUGAAUGGACAAAAGGACCUGAAGAAGCACUUGAGAUAUGUAUAUAUUUAAAUGAUAAGUAUGAAAUGGAUGGGAGGGAUCCAAGUGGUUAUGUUGGCUGCAUGUGGUCUAUAUGUGGAGUGCAUGAUCAGGGUUGGCGAGAGCGUCCCAUUUUCGGGAAAAUUCGGUACAUGAAUUACAAAGGUUGCAAAAGAAAAUUUGAUGUUGACAAAUACAUUGCAUAUGUUAAUAAAUUAGUCGGUGAGCUCAGAAAGAGAAAGGCAGAACAUUUAUUGUCUGAGAAGGAGAAAGUACUUCGCCGUUCUUAUCCUGAGGAUUGA